AUGCUUGCUGCAAAGGUGGACCCGUGCAAGGCCGAUCCGAAAAGAAACCCCGCGUGCGAUCCGUUCUGGGAGGACGUGGCCGUCAAGUACUCGCCGCAGUACAAGUUCCACCCAGACGAAACCAUCUGGCCAAUCACGAUCGACGAGUACCUCACGCACGUGACUGCCUCCAAAGGUUUCUAUACUGCGGGUGGUAAAAAGCAGGAGGUUACAUACCAGGCGGGCCCGAUCACUCCCGACAACCUCAAUACAUUGCUGGAGAAUGUGAAUCUGAAGAGCGAGUUUAAAAAUACUGUCCUGUUCAGUCAGAAACUGUUUUACUCGUAUACCCCCUGGGUGAAGGACUCAAGGCGCAACCCGAAGAAUGGAGGCACGAAGCUCUACACCAUCAUUUACAAUCCGAAACCUGAUGACAAGAACUCGUUUGUGGAGAUUCAGUAUUGGCUCUUCUACCCAUACAACUUUGCCCACCUCCUUGGUGGGAACCACAUCACGGACCUGGUGGGGAUUGCAAUCCGAUUCUCAAAGACCGGCCAGCCGCAGCGCAUUUGGUACGCGCAGCACGGCGACGGCCCCGUGUGGGCAUGGGACCAAGGGGCUGAUUGGGCCGACCGCAAGUCAAAGAAGAAGUUUGCUACGGUGAUGGGAACACAUCCCAUUGUGUAUGUCUCCAAGGGAAACCAUGAGCAUUACCCUGGUGCCGGUGAUUUCAAUUGCUAUGUGGUAAAAUGUAUCGAUCACACGGCCAACGGAGGAACCGUGUGGACGCCCAAGGACAACCCGAAGUCUUUUGAGUUUGUUCACGUCAAAAGCGAGAUGUCCGAUUCCAUGCCGAAUGCAGCCAGGGCGAAGCUAUUCACGGGGAGAAACAAGUGGAUGGCUUUCAACGGGAAAAUUGGUGGAUAUUAUGACUCGAGCCUCGAAACUGGAGUGAGCGCGAUAUCUUUCCAGAAGCACCAGGGGCAGUUCACUGCUAAACUUGGGAUGCUUAAAUAA
Messenger RNA from Closterium sp. Yama58-4, 996 nucleotides. The record is from the annotation of a GenBank genome assembly. NCBI's taxonomy places the organism in Eukaryota, Viridiplantae, Streptophyta, Zygnematophyceae, Desmidiales, Closteriaceae.